GCUGCAAGGGGUUUCGUACCUAAAUUUCAAGUGCUGUAUCUUUAUUAUUGGAAUUAAAAGUAAUUCAAGCAAUUAUGUACUCAUUAAAGCCGAUUUUAACACAACAAAACAUUGAUUUGCCAUCGUGCAUGUAUAAAAUGAAGCCGGUGAAUUCAAAUAUCAUUGAGAAUUCAUGUAAUUCUAAAAAUAACUCUGAAAAAUCAGAAGUUGAGCUUCUUGAAGAUAGGCAGAAUAGAAUCCUUCAAAAACUCGACGAAUUAAAGCAGACAUUACUCUCAAUGAGAGGGGAUUUAAAUGUUUGUAGUAAGCCAGCUCAACAGAACAUCCAGAACCAACAACAACAAAAAGCCGCAAAAGUGAAAAUCCAGAGAAAACCAAUUGACGUCAAUAAUCUUGCAGAAAUAGUUGUGAAUGUUCAUCCUAAAAACAUCCCUUACAGCAUCCUUGCAUUUAGAAAUUUGUUCAAGGACAGACUCUUUUUGGACGUAGAAGUUUUUACUCAUUCGAGCAUCUCUAAUGCUGAUUUUAAUGAUCUUACAAGAGAUUUUACUGACAAGAUCACAAAGAAAUUAGACUAUGUAGAAAAAUUGCCAGCCUUAAAAGUGACAAUAAUCUGGAAGGAUGUUGAAACAACACAGUUCAUAUCAAGUCCUUCAAAAUUCAUACCUGUUUAUGGAGAAAUCAACAUUAUCAGGUACUUGAAUCGUGUUGGACCUAGUGAGCAUUACUACGAAACUGAUCACUUCCAAGCUAAUUAUCAUGAUCAAGUGCUGGAUGUUUGUUAUCAACUGUCAAAGAAGCACUCGGAUAAGGAACGUCAACAAUACAUCCAACACCUCAGUCAACGACUAGGCAAGGAUCAAUUUUACAACAGUGCAUCAUCACUCUCAAUUUCUGAUAUUGCUGUUAGCAGCAUCUUGAAGAAACUUUAUGCCAAUGACUUUAAAAGAAUGCCAGCUAAUUUGUCAAAUUGGCUGAACAAGAUUUCUCCUUUUGCUGGCUAUUAAAAACUUAUUUUGUUGAAUUAAAAGAUACUUUGGGAAAAAUUUAA
This is a messenger RNA of Chironomus riparius, 1051 nucleotides long. The record is from the annotation of a GenBank genome assembly. NCBI's taxonomy places the organism in Eukaryota, Metazoa, Arthropoda, Insecta, Diptera, Chironomidae.